Cicer arietinum (chickpea) is the source of this 5058-nucleotide messenger RNA. RefSeq names its product ABC transporter C family member 14-like. Gene Ontology annotation, biological process: transmembrane transport. Gene Ontology annotation, cellular component: membrane. The record is from RefSeq and is a predicted model, not a curated record. Lineage: Eukaryota; Viridiplantae; Streptophyta; Magnoliopsida; Fabales; Fabaceae. Gene Ontology annotation, molecular function: ABC-type transporter activity; ATP binding; ATP hydrolysis activity.
CACUACUGCAUUGAUAUGGUAUCACAUUCCUUUAAUACCCUUUCCGUGUUCUAAUAGAAUUUCACACCUCUUUUCCCUCACUCAACACAACACUUAUUCCCUUGUUCACAUCAUAUCAUAUGAGAUUAUCCAUUCCAUCAUCAAAAUCAUGUAUCAAACUUGUUACAAAAUUGUUUUGUUGUUACAUAUUUUCUUGGUGUAACAUAUAAACAUAACAUAAAUAUGAAACCUUAUAACUUAUCCUCACAUAACAAUCUUCUAACUAUGUCUUCUUCUUUUUCUUCAUGGCUUACUUCUCCUUCAUGCACCCUUUUAUCCAAAGAUUCAUCUUCAUCUACACCACAAUUCAUACUUCAAUGGUUAACCUUCAUUUUCCUAUCACCAUGUCCACAAAGACUUCUUCUAACUUCUCUUGAUUCCUUGUUUUUGUUAUCCCUUUUAGCUUUUGCAGCUCAAAAACUCUAUUUAAGGUUCAAUUCAAGUUCAAACUCUAGCUCUUCAUCAAUCACAAAACCACUUCUGCAGGAGAAAGAUUCUGACUAUAGAAUCACUUUUUGGUUCAAACUACCUUUGUUGGUAACUACUCUUUUGGCUAUAACUUACACUGUUCUAGGAAUAUUGGCUUUUACUCAAACAAAUUUUGCUUCAUGGAAACAAAUAGAAGCACUUUUUCGGUUUUUCCAAGCAAUAGUUAACAUUGUGAUAGUGAUUCUAAUGGUACAUGAGAAAAAGUUCAAAGCUUCCAAACACCCUUUAUCACUAAGAAUCUAUUGGAUAUCAAACUUUGUGAUUGCUUCUUUGUUUGCAGCUUCAGCUAUUUUUCGUUUUAUAAGUGUCGGCGAAGAAAGUUUGGAGCUUAGUUUGAGACUUGAUGACAUAUUCGCAUUGGUUAAUCUUCCAUUAUCUGUUUUCUUUUUUGUUGUAGCAGUUAAAGGUUCAUCAGGGAUUCAUGUGAUAAGAAUAUCCGAUGUAGUAGUAGCGUCACAUCGAUCGAUUUCAAUCGAUAGAACUUUGAGUCCUUAUGCUUAUUCUUCAUUUUUCUCCAAAACAGUUUGGUUAUGGAUGAACCCUUUGAUCAACAAAGGUUACAAAACACCCCUUAAGCUAGAAGAUGUUCCUUCACUUCCUAUAAAUUUUAGAGCAGAAAAAAUGUCAGAACUUUUUCAAAACAAUUGGCCAAAAUCAGAGGAAAACAGUAACCACCCUGUUGGAAAAGCCUUAUUUAGAUGUUUUUGGAAACACAUAACGUUCACUGGCUUCCUUGCAAUCAUUAGGCUUUGUGUUAUGUACAUUGGUCCAAUGCUGAUUCAAAGUUUUGUUGAUUUCACAUCAAGGAAAGAUAGUACUCCUAGUGAAGGCAUUGUUUUGAUAUUGAUCCUUUUUGCAGCAAAAUCAGUUGAAGUACUUAGUGUUCAUCAAUUCAAUUUCCACUCUCAGAAACUUGGUAUGCUUAUUCGUUCGAGCAUAAUCGCUUCGGUUUACAAAAAAGGUUUAAGGUUGUCAAGUUCUUCAAGACAAGCUCAUGGAACUGGACAGAUUGUGAAUCAUAUGGCUGUUGAUGCUCAACAGCUCUCAGAUUUGAUGCUGCAGUUUCAUCCUAUAUGGUUGAUGCCAUUACAAGUAGCUGCAGCAUUGGCUCUAAUGUAUAGCUAUGUUGGUGUAUCAGUGCUUGCAGCACUUCUUGGAACAGCCAUAGUUUUUCUUUUCACUCUAUAUAGAACCAAGAGUAGUAACAGCUUCCAGUUUCGGAUAAUGACGAGCCGUGAUUUGAGGAUGAAGGCGACAAACGAGUUGCUUAACAACAUGCGUGUGAUAAAAUUUCAAGCUUGGGAGGACUAUUUUGGAGAGAAGAUUCAACGGUUUCGUGAAGCUGAGCACGGCUGGAUUGCGAAAUUCUUGUACUAUUUUGCUGUUAACAUGGGAGUUUUGUCCACUGCUCCAUUAACUGUAACUGUUCUUACAUUUGGAACAGCUACUAUUCUUGGAGUUCCUUUGAAUGCUGGCAGUGUUUUCACAAUAACUUCAAUCAUAAAGAUACUUCAAGAGCCAGUGAGGACUUUUCCUCAGGCUCUAAUCAUGAUAUCUCAAGCUACAAUAUCUUUAGGGAGGUUGGAUGAGUUCAUGAUGAGUAAGGAAAUGGACGAGAAUGCAGUGGAAAGAGAGGAGAAUUGUGAUGCUGAUGUAGCUGUGGAGAUAAAAGAUGGGAAAUUUUCAUGGGAUGAUAAGGACGAGAUUGAUGCUUUGAGGGUUGAUGAGUUGGAAAUUAAGAAAGGGGACCAUGCUGCUAUUGUAGGAACUGUUGGGUCAGGCAAGUCUUCAUUGUUGGCUUCUGUGUUGGGAGAAAUGUUCAAGAUCUCAGGAAAGGUGAGAGUUUGCGGGACGACAGCAUAUGUAGCACAAACAUCAUGGAUUCAGAAUGCAACCAUCAAAGAAAACAUAUUGUUUGGUUUACCAAUGAACACAGAGAAGUACAAGGAAGCUAUAAGAGUGUGCUGCUUAGAGAAGGAUCUUGAAAUGAUGGAUGACAGCGAUGAAACCGAAAUUGGAGAGCGCGGUAUUAACCUCAGUGGCGGCCAGAAACAACGUAUACAACUUGCUAGAGCUGUAUAUCAGGACAGUGAUAUCUAUCUCCUUGAUGAUAUAUUCAGUGCUGUUGAUGCUCAAACUGGAUCAUUCAUUUUUAAGGAAUGUAUCAUGGGAGCUCUUAAAGAUAAGACCAUUUUACUUGUAACCCACCAAGUUGAUUUCCUGCAUAAUGUUGACUCUAUAAUGGUAAUGCGUGAAGGAAGAGUAGUACAAAGUGGAAAGUAUGAUGAACUUCUCAGAGCUGGCCUAGAUUUUGGUGCACUUGUAGCUGCACAUGAAUCCUCUAUGGAAAUAACAGAAACAACUGAUAAAGCUGGUGGUGAUGAUUCUAUUCUGUCUCCAAAACUAGCUCGAAUCCCUUCGAAAGAAAAAGAAAGCGUUGGCGAAUCUCAAGAUCAAUCUAAGUCUGAAGAUAAGGCUGCAGCAAAGCUCAUUGAAGAUGAGGAAAGGGAAACAGGAAGUGUGGACCUUACAGUAUACAAACAUUAUUUCACUGAAGCAUUUGGAUGGUGGGGAAUAGCACUCAUGGUAGCAAUGUCAUUGGCUUGGAUAUUGUCAUUUUUGGCUGGUGACUAUUGGCUAGCAAUUGCAACUGCUGAUGAUUCUAGCAUUCCUUCUUUCACCUUCAUUUUUGUUUAUGCUAUUAUAGCUGUUGUUGCAUGUAUAGUUGUGAUGGUAAGAGCUUUCUUGUUUACAUAUUGGGGUUUAAAGACAUCUCAAAGCUUCUUCAUUGGAUUGCUUCGAAGUAUCCUCCAUGCACCUAUGUCAUUCUUCGAUACAACUCCUUCUGGCAGGAUUUUGAGUCGUGUAUCAACUGAUAUACUUUGGGUGGAUAUAUCAAUUCCAAUGUUGGUAAACUUUGUAAUGAUAGCAUACUUAUCAUUAUUCAGCAUCCUCAUUGUCACAUGCCAGAAUUCUUGGGAAACUGUCUUCCUUUUAAUUCCACUGUUUUGGCUCAACAACUGGUAUAGGAAAUAUUAUCUUGCAACUUCAAGGGAAUUGACUAGACUUGAUUCUAUCACAAAAGCUCCAGUGAUUCAUCACUUUUCAGAGACAAUUUCUGGUGUUAUGACAAUCCGUAGCUUCAGAAAGCAGAAUGAAUUUUGUCAGGAAAAUAUUGACAGGGUGAAUGAAAGUCUAAGAAUGGAUUUCCAUAACAAUGGUGCAAAUGAAUGGCUUGGUUUUAGGUUGGACUAUAUGGGAGUUGUUUUCCUUUGCAUUGCCACACUUUUUAUGAUCUUUUUGCCGAGUGCUGUUGUUAAGCCAGAAUAUGUUGGUUUGUCUCUGUCCUAUGGCUUGGCUCUGAGUGGCCUCAUGUCAGCUACCAUAACAAUGACUUGCAAUGUUGAGAACAAAAUGGUUUCAGUUGAGAGGAUAAAACAGUUUACAAACCUUCCAUCAGAAGCUUCAUGGAAAAUAGCUGAUAAGUCUCCUCCUCAGAAUUGGCCUAGUCAUGGCACUAUAGAGUUAAACAAUUUACAGGUUAGGUAUAGGCCAAAUACUCCUCUAGUUCUUAAAGGAGUGACUCUCACCAUUGAAGGUGGAGAAAAAGUUGGUGUUGUUGGACGUACAGGGAGUGGAAAAUCAACCCUUAUUCAAGUGUUAUUUAGGUUGAUUGAGCCUUCAGCUGGAAAAAUAAUCAUUGAUGGUAUUAAUAUUUCCACUAUUGGACUUCAUGAUUUGAGGUCACGUUUUGGAAUUAUUCCACAAGAGCCUGUCCUCUUUCAAGGAACAGUUAGAAGUAACAUUGACCCUCUUGGAUUGUAUUCUGAAGAUGAAAUUUGGAAGAGUCUUGAACGCUGCCAAUUGAAAGAAGUGGUAGCUGCAAAGCCUGAGAAACUUGAAGCUUCAGUGGUUGAUGGUGGAGACAAUUGGAGUGUGGGACAAAGGCAACUUCUAUGUUUGGGAAGGAUUAUGUUAAAACGCAGUAAAAUAUUAUUCAUGGAUGAAGCAACAGCAUCAGUUGAUUCACAAACUGAUGCUGUAAUACAAAAGAUCAUCAGAGAGGACUUUUCAGAUCGUACAAUUAUUAGCAUUGCUCAUAGAAUACAAACUGUUAUGGAUUGUGACAGGGUUUUGGUCAUAGAUGCAGGUUUUGCAAAGGAAUUUGACAAGCCAUCACGUUUGAUGGAAAGGAAUUCACUUUUUGGAGCAUUGGUUAAGGAGUCUUCUAAUAGAUCAGCUUAAUCAUAGUUGUUUGCCACUUAUGAUGGCAGAUCCAAAGUUUUUCUAGAUUAUGAAUGUUCUAACCUUUCUGUAGUUCCUUUUUUCUUGUGAAGCUUUUUGUAGUUCUAUAUUUGAGUAGUAAGAGAGGUAAUGGAUAUCUACGAAUAGAAAUAGAACUAUCUAUUAUCUUAUUUGUUGAAUAUAGAUGGUAUUUGUGCUUUAUUUAUAUUUGUGUGAAUAUUUGUUUAACAUACAUUCAAUUGAUUUUAAUGUAUUUGGAGAUAUCCAUCGAUAUCAUCAUUUAAA